Molecule: messenger RNA, 1191 nt
Organism: Lotus japonicus
Lineage: Eukaryota; Viridiplantae; Streptophyta; Magnoliopsida; Fabales; Fabaceae
Exons: 2
Coding region: 177-704 (175 amino acids)
Source: RefSeq, a predicted model, not a curated record
CAAACAAUCGGCAGCCAAGAAGAAAGGCAAGAUGGCGGCCACCGAGCCACCUCAGCUCUCCCAACUGUCCCAAUGACCUAACGUUUACUCAGCCCUACAUUCAUGAAGUGUCCAAAUUACUCCAUGAUUAUGUACUGAACAUUGUGAAUGUUGUUAAUGAUGAGAAUUGUGGAUAUAUGAGUGUUGCUUCCUUGUUGAGUAUGGGAGGAAAAAAAGUGGUCAGACGCCCUAACGUAUGGCAAGCCAUGAUAAAUGAGCUUACAUCAUGUAAUGCAACUUAUCUUAAAUUGUAUGACAUCAACAAACUGUACCAACAGGUACUACAAGCCCUGCAUCUUGCUUCAAAGGAGAUUGCAACAGAGGAGAAGUGGUUAACCAUUCCGAAUAUGGGCCACAUUGUUGCUAUAGUGUAUCGGGUUGUGUUGGUGACAUUAUCAAUUAAGGGGUGCUCUACCUUCUUGCCUCUUACCGGUCUAGUGCCACAUCAGUCGGACCACAAAUUUUUAUGUAUACUACACGUCAACAACAACCACUGGGUGCAGGUGCACAUGUCAAGUGGAUUUCCUAUGCCAAAUUCAAAUCCGCAAUGGCGUCAUCAUUGUAUUCAUAACGCUCUUAGUUGGGAGCUACCAUACUUGGACCGCAUGUCUAGAUUCCUGGAAAUUCUUAUGGAGCAAAACACACCAAGGAGCGAGGAAUUCUAGAUCUUACGGAUAACUAGCUUGUUGAUUAUGCUAAUGUUGUAAUAAUGUAAUUUAACCUUGUAAUACUAUACUAUUGUAAUUAUGUGAUUGUGAUUUUAAGCUAUUUCUAUCAUAUGUUGUAUGAUUGUCUAUGAUUUGUUGUGUGGUUAUCAUUUUGUAACGUUUUUGUUUUUUUGGUUGUGGUAUGUUCUGCAUCGGAUAACACUUUGAAAGUGCGUUGGUCAUGCAGCUUCAAAGUGCAUGGCUAUCGCAGUUUAAAAUUGCGUUAGUCACGCAGUUUCAAAGUGCGAGCAAAACACGAACAAGAGUUUUUUUGGGAUGUACGAGUUAUCAUUGAUACGAAUAGAUGUGGGAGGUCUAAAUAACAAUUCCUUUGUGUAAUAAUACAAUACAGAUCAUAAUACAAUUUGACGCAUAUGUUUCAAUGGUUCUUUUUUUUCUUUUUCUUUGAGGGGAUCAAUUGUUCUUUUUUUUUUUUAAGGGAAAU